UUGUUUUUCGAUGUCGGUUAGUGAAAGUUUUUAAUUUUGAAACUUGUUUUGCGUAUUUUCCAAAAGUUGAUCACAUUCAAUAAAUGCCAAAAUAGUCUAUUCAAAGCUUGAUCAGUUUAUCAGUUUAUGAAGUGUUUUUUGGCCCAGCUGGUUAGCUGAAAUAAACAGUAGCCAUGCAUUCAAUAGUGGGUAGAGUUCCGUGCUCACCAAUACUGUGUGACGUCAGGCGCCCGCAGUGUUGGUCGGUAAAGAAGAGCAAUGGUUAUAAUCCGAGUCGUUGCAAGCGGGGCCUGCGUACGAAAAUUAUCGACGAAAAGUGCCAGAGAUUAGAACUAAUACAGCAAUUGGAUGUUUGCUACAAUGAACUGAGUAAAGUGAUCAUGGCAGAAUUACCACAACGCACCGAGGAUGAUGCUGAACUAUCGGCGGAAAUGGAACAGCGAGAAAGGAUUAACAGGGAACUGCGCAACGAUGCGCACGAACUGUUAGAAAUCACGCGCGCAUCUAUUGACGCGUUCAAUGGAAGCGAUUUACAGAAACAAUCAUACAACAGUAUGUAUGGAAAACUUGAGAUUAUGUGCAGAGAUCGCACAAAAAGGUUAAAAACGUCAACACUUCAAAUGGUCAUCAAAACCUUAAACGAGCUGCGUGUAAAGAUAGAAAGGAGAACUAGUCAGCUGGCUGUUAUCAAUGCUGCUCCAGCUACUAUUCGCUGCUCCUCUGCUAGCAAUGCUGCUCCAACCAAUAUUCAGGUAAUCCCAGUCACGACAGCUACCCCAGUCACGACAGCUACCCCAGUCACGACAGCAAGCCCCACUAUGACAGCGUCCCCUGUAACAGCAGCUUCAACUGUUACGAUAGCUACCCCAGCUUCCACAGAUACCACAGCAGCCAUAGCUACUCGAGCUACACUUGCUACCACGGCUGCCUCUCCCACCAGAACAAGUCCAGCUACAACAAAUACUUCAGCUACACUUUCUACCACGGCUACCUCUGACACCACGACAAGUCCAGCUACAUCGAAUAUUCCAGCUUCAACGGAUACCCCAGUUAUCACAGUUUCUGAAGAACCUACUCAUUCAACUGCAGUUCCCUCUCAUUCGGUAACGGCUGACCAACAAAACAACACUAGUUCCUGUAAGCAAAAAGGUGAUGUUGCAGUUCCAGCUUCCCCAGACAAAUUAAUUGGCGAAACGCAUGUUCUAGGAAAAGCUACCAAGGCUCUUGUAGACAGUAAUAAUGUCGAAGUUACUGCUAGUGUUGACAAGGUCCAAAACCAGGAACCGGCAGUACAAAGAGUUAUUUUAACAGAAGCACAGCGACUUCAACAAAAGGAACAAAUACCUUGGCGAUGCCCCAAGAGAUUAGUUUUUGUUGAAGAAAAAAAAUCAAAAACGAUUGCAACAUCCAACCCGCCUAAGAGUCAAUCGGCAUCCGACAGGGAAAGGCAAUCUUCCAACCAAAAGGAGCUAGAAAGAUUGGCUCUCAAAUAUAAUCCCAGAAAACGUACGAGCGAUGAACGAAGUGACUCUGAGACUCAGUUCAAAAAACCCCUCCUGGAUACGAGGCCUGGACAGUCCAGCUUUAAAAGACCGAUGGAUCCGGACUUUUUCAAGAGCAGUGACAACCGUCAGCCUCAAAGGCCGUUAUUCCAGCGUCGUCAUCAGUUAACUCCAAAGGUUCAGACAACAUAUACAAACAGAGACCCUCGGACGUAUGGAGAAUACUGCCAGCGCAGACGAGAACAGUAUCAGACAAGAUUUGAAAAUCAGAAUCAGCAGUACUUUGGUCAUCGCCACUCGAAUCUAAGUUCAGGUCCUGCUCAACAUCAAGGUAGUACCAUAGUAGGUACAGCGCACCCGUUCGUAGCUCCACAACCUCAGGUGUCUCCGCAAUCAAAUAUUAAAUCUCCUGCGUCGACAACCCCGAAAACUGUUGAUUUACUAUCGACGCCAGUUGUGCAACAACAACAGCAGAAACCCCUUGAACACUCAACCAAAACUGUAACAAAAGCAACAGAGAAGGAUGCGAAGUCUGCAGCUCCCCCAAGAGCGUCGGUUCAGCCUACGCGUAUUCCGACGAAGAAUACCGGACCAACUAAACCCGAAGCUGCAAAAAAACAAAUCAAUCCUAUUUAUGCCAACGAAGACAAAAUUCGUCUUGGUAAAAAAGAUCCUCUUGUUCGCGAUCCUCGAAUUCGAGAAAAAUCGGUUGAUGAAGAGAAAACGGAAAAGCAACAUGAAGCUACUAACAGCGCAGACCCUAAAGAUAAAAUUGAAGUUUCUGCAAAGAAAGAUGAUGUUUUGGAAAAUAAACUAAAUGAGGACGGAUUUGCUUUGUUUACGGCUUUGUUAAAAAAUUAUGGAGUUGAUGAACAUAAGAUAAAAAAAAUACAGUCAGAAGUCUUUGUCGAUGAACAACAAUCGAAUUCGAAUGCCAACGAAAAAUCCGUUUCUGCCGAUAAAGAGAAAUCGAAUAAGGAAGCUAACAAAGAAAAAGAAAAGGUAGACAAGAAGGGUAAAAAGUUUAAACGUAUACAAUCGAAACCGGAAAGUUCGUCUUCGGAAGACGAAAUAAACAAAAAUGAAUCUGUUUCUCAGAAAAAGACCAAGUCCAAAGGUGGCAAACGUGCUUCCGGUGGAUGUCGUGAAGUGAGUAUUCUCAUCGAAAAUGCAUACGAUUUUAUGUCAAAAGGAGAAAUGUCUCACACUCGCCGUCGCGCAACAAAUUCCUCAGGAUCCAUCCCAACUUUCCAGAGUGCAGUCGAAAAAUCAUCGGACAAUUCGCGAUCGGCUAUUUCAUCCGAUGAAGAAAACACGACUGGUCCGCAAGUUGCUAAAAAUAAAUCCGAUGAAGAAGACUCCUUGUUAACCGUUGCUAAGUCCCCACCUAUAAUCACAAAAGGAAAACAAAAACAAAAGGAGACAACUAUUGUGUACAACGAUAAAAAAUCUGUACAUUACAAUAGUAGUUAUUCGAGCAAUUGUGCGUUGUGCUCCUUCAAUGGGUCAGCAAUUGUCGAUCAUUAUGUGUACGAUCACAAAAAAUACGAAGUAUUUGUGAGUCGUGUAUCGCCCAAAAUGGCCGAAAUCAUUCGAACGGAUCCUUUUGUUACCAACGGUAUUGUAGUAAAUGAAGACUCGGAAAAGGAAGCUAUAAAAUUCAAGUGUUAUUUCUGUCUGGAAUCGAAGGAAAUGACGCGAGCAGGAUGGAUUGAGCAUUUGGCUGGACACACCGGUGAAUAUCGUUAUCGAUGCACGAGUUGUCCGGUAAUGUCCCAAAAAGAGGAACUAGGAAGUGACUUUUUCCACGACAAAAAAUGUUUGAAACCUUCCUUAGCGGUUUACAAUAAUAUAGAAUUCCAGGACAAUCACGUGUUUGGUUUUAUCUGCGAUGUCUGCAAUUAUAUUCAAAUUCGUAGAGUAAACAUGGAACGACACUUGAAACGUGAACACCCUUCAACCGAUGUUACCUGUACAAGAUUCAGUAUUCUUAAUCAUAAAGUGGAAACAAAGCCAAUCAUUGACGAGGAAAAACUAAUGGCGAUGGCUGCCGCAGCGCAGGCACAGAACAUUUGCGCUACAGUAUCCAUUCCAUUCAAUCCAAAACAAGAGCCGAUGGAUACUUGCGAAAUUGUUAAUCUACCCUUCACCGAAGACGACGAGACGGCAGAAGCUGAAAGUAGCGCAAUUCGGAAUCAUCGUUCUCAUAUGAGACUCGAAUCCGUGCAUCUAGGAUCAGUAGGAGAUAUGCACAGCAACCUCGAUCACAGACCGUUCUCAUUUAAGUUCGAACAGGAACUGCAAGGAUCACAAGUUAGUUCUAGUGAUGUCGUUUGUAACGAAUCACCCAUGUCUCCAGAAGCAACUCCAAUGAUGGAAACAUCGGAAGCAGAAUCUAUCAUACCGGUAAUAACAAUCCAAUCGGUGCAAGGUGGGUUCGAUAUGAGCAACAUCUUUUGCAAAGAAGAAAAAACAGAUGAAGGUGGAUAUGACACUGAUGAUACAUGCGAUUGGGACAUGUCGGAUUGCAACGCCGAGGAGGGUCGUCAGGUAGCAGGAACAUCAAACAGUGGAGAAAAACAAAAAGGUAGCGAUACUGCGGCGCAUGAAACGGGCACAAGUAGUGCUAAUUCGUCAGCUGAAGGUGUACAAACUAAUGUUCCAGCUGGUGGUAGCGCGGGAGCUUCGGGGUCAGGUGAUGGUGAUGAGGAUAAAAACCCGAGAAAAGAAGUAUUUGAAACUCCUAUCAAAAUCAAAGACGAGCAGACGGAAGAGGAAAAGAAGAAAAAGAAAAAGGAGCAGACAAAUGCAAAUUUGUCAACCUCGCUAGAAAAUAUUGUCAUUAAAAGUGAACCUGCAGAUGACGAACCGCAAUCUGCCGAAGGAAACUUUGAUUUUGUGGAAUUGGUUCUGGACAGCACUCGUAUUGAACAUGUGGCUUUUGUUGAACAUGAGUCAGAAAUACUGUACCUUUGUCUCAUGCCUGGAUGCCGAUUCGUCUGCCGAAAUGCGUUUGAUUUUUCCAAACAUAUUUCUCGGAAACACGCUCAGGUUACCUGGGAUGGAUAUUGCCAUCCUUGCCAGUCUCAAAUUUUAAUUAUGGAUAAUAUCCCGAUAUCCAGCGAAGCGCAACAUCUUUUGGAAGUUCAUGCAAGGAGGAAAACGCCUGUACCGGAUAUACAACCUUCUAUAUCAAACGUUCUACGGAUUCGUAAAAUGCCUGGGGACACGCUAUCUGUUCUGGAAAAUGCUCCUCCACCACUAGCUCCAAUACUGUCUCCUAUAGCUGGUCAAAAUCCGCAUUUGGCAGGUCUUUCCGCCAUGCAAGCUGGUCCACCACCAGCUCCCUUCAUAAUUCAAUCGGGCACCACCAUCACACCGGUAGUGUCAUCACCAUCUACAAUAUUACCAGCCACACACACAAUCGCCGCACAAAUUAGGCCAGUAAUGACGGUGACAGCGAUUCCUGUUUCGCAAGCAGUUCCUAAUAUCACAGCUUCCGUAAACAGUACAACUACUGUGAGCGCCAUAAAUACAACCGCCAAGCCAGUUUUCAACAUCAAAGCAUCAGGUACAGUUCGUCUGAAACCCUGGACCAACAUGGUUACCACGAAGAACCAGGAUCAUUGUCGCAGUAUGCUACAAGAAAUUAGUUUGUUAUGCCUAUACAAAUGCAUGGCUCGGCAUUGUGCUUUUACUAGCAAUAAUCGGUUCUUCAUGGAACAGCAUCUCACUUUACACGAAGAAAUGUACAACGCCAGACCAGAGAGUCGAACUCGCAAAUGUUGGCUAGAAUGCGCAUAUUGUGACCUGAUUGCCGCCAAUACAAUCGUCCUCUUGUCGCACAUCGAUUCAGAACAUUCAAAUUGCGGUUUCCAGUGCAACAUGUGUUUUUAUCGCAGCAGAGACCCAACCAACGUUGUUGUUCAUCAAAAGUCCUAUCAUCCUAACAUCGAAUCUACGAAGGUUAUUCUGAUCAUGCCGGACAAUUUGAAAAGCUUCGGAGAUGAGGAGUGGUCUGCGAUGCAGUCGUCGCUGCGGAAGAACGUACUUCCGCUGAUUUGUACCGUCUGUAGACAAUCUUAUUACAUCCUCUCGGCUUUCAUGAACCACUUGGAGAAGGAACAUGCCCAGCUGAUGAUAAACUGCCAGGUUUGUAACAUGCACAUUGACAAGAAAGUAAUACCCCGACAUCUUUUGCUCCACUCGAUGGGUCUAUACGAGUGUGUGUACUGUCUGUUCGGAUCCAAUACGAAGUCUACCAUGGCCCUCCACGUGAGCAACGCACACAGCUCGAAACCCUUGUACUGUUGCGUUCGAUAUAACAAAGCGCGCCCAGACGGUGUUUUGUACCCACCGAACCAGAUAGAGUCUAUGGAGCUGAAAACCAUGAGCUGUAACGUUUCUCCAGAUCUUUUUAAGCGAUGCACAUAUUCACAGGCUGAGUUGAAUUAUAAGCCAAUUGAUUUGGAUGCAAAUUUUUCAAUGUCCUACGAUAAACCACCAUCGAUCGCAUCAACGAGUAUAUCUGCAGAGGUAUCAGCAGUCACAGGAGCGCCAGUUUCGUCAUCUACGCCAUCGACUGGAGCACCCGGAACAGGGGCACCUAAUAUUCAAAUACAAAUAACAGAUGAAGCUGGGCGACCUCUUAUCAUCUCGAUACCGGUGCGAAAUGCCGGCACACCAUCUUCAGGACUCACAGCUGUUCCUACUAGUGUGCCCAGCACUCCAGCAAUUCCGCCACCUCCUACAUUGAUAGCUGCACCAUCGAAUUCCAGCAAUAAUUUUGGAGGAAGCCCUAAACCACCACCACCACUUAUCAUUAGCCAAGCGGGAACUCUUGUUGGAUCGAUAGGCAGUCCCGCCGCAAAUUCAUCAGGAAUCACCCAAAUGAUAGCUUCUCCACCAAACGCCUCAACUUCGGGUUUCCCUAAAAUUCACAGUGUUCAGUCUUUACCAAUCACUAAUGCAACAAACAAUCAAACCAUUCAAUUGCCGCUCAUAACAACAGUUCAAGGAGGUGUUCGAACAAUACCAGGUACAGCCACUACACUUCCGGUUAUCAGUCAUGUUCAAGGUGCUGUGGCCACGUUGAAACCGAUUGAUAACAUACCCCGGAAUGACGGUUUGCCAGUUAUCAGCAAUGUUCAAAGUGUGGCAUCAUCAAGUCAGUUUGUAACAAAAGACGAGGUCUCGUCCGCAACGCAAAAUCUGAACCCACCCGUGACUCAAGGCACAAAUGAUGUGAAACCAGUUAUUGCCACAGUCACAUCUUCCUGUGACUCGAAUACUCUACCAGUCAUUCAGUCGGUUGCUACUAUAACUCCCAUAAUACAGUCCGUUACAUCUGGCACGCCGAUUAUAAAGUCGGUUACCUCAAUAGCCGCCCAGAACACGGACAUGUAUACCACAACUGUGGCUGAAGCUGAUACACAAUCCAAUCAAAAUGAUGAUUCCGACUCAGAAGUCGAGGUCCAAGAUUCUUCAAGCCCUUCAACAGUUAGCACUCCGGCUCCAAUGGUAGCAGGCGCCCAGAAACUUCUGUCCACCCAGAUUCGUAUCGAUUUCCUCUUCAAGGGUAACUUGGAAAAGUUUGAUCGGCUUGAGCGUAAGGUCCAACAAAUGUUGAAACAUACAGGAUAUUCCGGGAAUGCAUUGAACAUUUGUGGCAUCGACAAAUGCAAUGAAAGCUAUAGCGAUCCAGUCAAAUUGAAUCUUCACCUGCUGAAGCAUCAGCUGUCGGUGGCGGGAGCUGAGACAGCACGCUUCCGCUGUCGUCAUUGUUCGGACCAAUAUCAUACUGCACACGAGCUCGUUACGCACAUAAAAUCGCACGCCAUGCACCGAUACAUGUGUUUCCUGUGCGAUGAGAAAAACAACAUACUAAAGCUGAUGAUCAUGCACAUGCAGAAUACCCACGAUAGCAGGGAAGUCAUACUAACUUAUCUGCAUCCGAAGAAGCGGGAUAUCCACAAUGACCUGGUAGUCGUUUGUCCCCAAGAUGUCACCAGUAGUCAGCUACAGGAUUACGUCGAGGACAUUUUAGCUGGCAAAGAGAGGAAAAAGUAUGGUCCAGCCGAUGUGAAUAAUCUCCCGCCAGUUGACAUUUUUACCGAUGAUAUAAGUUGUGCUCUCUGUAAAUACAGCACUAAGGUAAAGAAAAAUUUGGUGCGUCAUCUGAAAAAGCAUUCAUCAGAAAAAAAGCCUUCGGAAUCUGCGGUAGAGAAACCACCAGAAAUAGUAUUGACGGUACCUCAUCAUGUAGAUUCAUCCAAAUUGUACAAGUGUGGUAUCUGUCGAUUUGAUAGUCGUUCAUUGGUUGAAUUCCGAAGUCAUAUUGGCCGAGUACACCAGGGCGAAAGACGUUACACUUGCGUGCACUGCAAUACUAUUCUGUGUGAUGAUUUAAUAUGCAUUGAUAUUAUUGAAAAUCACCUCAAGCAGCAUGGGGAAAAUUUGUUCAAAUGUGGUGGAUGUACAUACUAUGAUCAUGACAAGAACAUGCUUAAGAAUCACAUCAAAACAACCCACAAAGAGGAGCCGCAGGUCACGAUUGAAACUAUUCGAGAAAAAUACCAAAAAGUUGCCCCGGAUGUGGAAUGGAUUUGUGACCUCUGUGAAACUGUACGACCUACACGGGCAUCUAUGGUUCUUCAUAUGACUAAUGAUCAUAAACUUACCGACAAUCAAUUCAAAUGUUCACAGUGUUCGUACAAAUCAUCUGAUCAUGGAUCGUUUGGGGCACAUUUUGCAGACGCUCAUCCGAAGAGUGAAGUUUCAACAAUUUCUUUGUUCCACUCCGCUCCCAUCUCGAACAGACCCAACGAGCUACAGGACCCGGAAUGCCUGCUGAUUGAACGGGAACCAAUAACGGUGCGGAAAAGGUACACCUGUGGCCACGAAGACUGCUACUCUUCAUUUGACAGGCCAGAAUUGGCCAGAGAUCACUUUCUGGAUCACCAUCCUGAUCAGGCUUUAGUGGUUUUCGACGAAACCGGAAUUGAGAAAGAGAAACGCCGGCGAUAUGACUAUUUUAUCAAAUACGUUUGCAACUUUUGCCAGCUUCAGUGUGAUACAUGCGAUGAUCUAAUCGAACACUGGUACAAGGAGCAUAAGGAUGAAAGUGGGAAAAACAUGCUCAUGUUCAAACUGUUUAAAAUGGUUCGUUGUUUUCACUGUGACCAUUUUGCCACAUAUCACGAUAUGAAAGAGCACAUCACAACUAAACACCCCCUUGAAACAUUUGCUUGCGUCGAUUAUCAAAAUGUCGUCAAAUGUGGUGAAUGUCCGUUUGUUUUGUCUAGUGGUGAAAUGAAAGACAUGCUCAAACACUUCAAAACGUACCACAGCAAUAGCAACUAUGAAGAUCCUUGUGACUACAUUGACGACGAAUUCUUAAAUCAGUUGCUAGAGCACAACAACGACAGGUACAAAUGUAACCACUGCAAAAUAGUUUACGAUAGUCGAUUUUCUUACGAGAAUCAUAUCGAUGUGUGCAAAUUUGUCGGAUUACCUACUAGUUUUUCUGUAUUGCCAAAAGAUUUUAACAUUCGAUAUAUUUGUGACUGCAGACAAAUAGUAGAUAGUGAGUAUGAAAUUGCCAAACAUAUACGUCAGCACUUUGCUCUCUACAACUGUAGCUACUGCAAACGUGAGUUCAAAAAGUUGGAACUCCUGAAUCGACAUCAAGUUUUGGUGCACGAUGCUUGUGACGUUGAAUUCCGACGGAAGAAUUUAGAUGAUUUCCGUGGCGUGUUUCUUAAAACAAAGAUGCUUUUCCCCAAUGGGUUAAUAUUGAGUAAAGUUGACAUCCACCGUACCUCUUACGGCUCGAUAGAAGAUAUUAUCAAUUACGCACACGCCUUCAGCAAACAAGAGAUGGCAGCCCUCCGGUUUAGUCGUGACAUUCUCAUGCCUUUGCACUACGAAAAUGAUGACGGAGACCUGAUGCAGGUAUCUUGUAAGGCUUUCCUAGAAGCUAAAUCCAGCAGCAUGCUUCUCGAACUGACGAAACUAACUUCGAGCCAAGUGGACGAAAUUCAAGAACAAUUGUACUUGAUACAAAAGGUAUCGCACAACACUGAUGCACCUCAACGUCGGAAAAGAGGCCGGCAGUGGAAAAGCUAUGUUCCUUCUAGUAGCAGUGCCGAUGAUCAGGAGGAUGAAGAUUGGAGACCUAUACGACGGACUUCUAAAAAAAUCAGAACCAGUUUUAAGAGAGAACUUGCAGAAUCAUCAUUCUCCGAAUCCGAUGACGAGUUGCUGAUUAACUUGAAGAAAGAACGAUUGGAUUGAUUUGAUUAGAUUAAUCAUGUUAAGUGUGGAAAUGGCAAGUGAUAUGCGAAUAAUCAUAAAUAAAAUACAUUAUUUAUCAUGUAUGUUUA
This is a messenger RNA of Uranotaenia lowii, 9886 nucleotides long. RefSeq lists its product as uncharacterized. Gene Ontology annotation, biological process: regulation of DNA-templated transcription. The transcript is spliced from 8 exons. Lineage: Eukaryota; Metazoa; Arthropoda; Insecta; Diptera; Culicidae. The coding region runs from base 174 to 9797 and encodes 3207 amino acids. The record is from RefSeq and is a predicted model, not a curated record. Gene Ontology annotation, molecular function: RNA polymerase II cis-regulatory region sequence-specific DNA binding; DNA-binding transcription factor activity, RNA polymerase II-specific.